UCUGUUUUAACAGUAGUAUCUCGUCAAAUCUGUCGAUUUUUUUUUUUUCCACCAUAUCUGCGCUCACCAUCUUCGGUGCGACGCAUGCCCCGUCCUAUCAUCAAACCACCGUCUUUGUUCGAAGGAUAGCUCUCUUCUCUCUCGUUGAUCUUUCGAUCUGAGCGACCGACCACGAACGGAGCUGGACGGAAUGCAGAGCGAAUGUCGGUGACACUGGCGGAGGGAUCUUCUCCGAUUCCGAAUUUCUUUAGUGGCUGCUAUCGGGUGCAAGAAUCCAUUUUUCUGGUUUUUUUACUUCGAGUUGGAUGAGUCGGGCUCGGAUGGAUCCGAGUCGCGACCCGCUCAAACCCUCCAAUUCCAAGUUUCUCUUCAACCCGGAGGCGCCGCGCGAAGUUCUCGCCCUCUGCUGGAGAAUUUCGCUGCUGAGUUGCCUCGCCGGGUCAAUCUCACUCGUCCUCUACUCGGCCUUCACCAACACCAGGGAAACUCACUGGCUCCGGCUCCCGGAACUCCCCCGGCCCCGACCCCGAAUUCCCGGACCCGACGGAGCCGCGCCGACCAACAUCUCCCACAUCCUUUUCGGCAUCGGAGGGUCCCUCCGCACGUGGCAUGACCGCAGCCGCUACUCGUCCCUCUGGUGGGAACCGAACUCCACCAGGGGAUUCGUGUGGCUUGACGAGAAGCCCCCGGAGAAUUUCUCCUGGCCUGAGGGCUCGAUCCCGUACCGGGUUUCCGAGGACGCCACCCGGUUCAAGUCCUCGAGCUCCAAGUCCGCACCCCGCAUAGCCCGAAUUGUGUUAGAGAGCUUUAGGCUCGAGCUGCCCAAUGUAAGGUGGUUCGUGAUGGGGGACGACGACACGGUGUUCUUCCCACGGAACUUGGUCACGGUGUUGGCGAAGUACGAUCACCGUCAGAUGUGGUACAUCGGCAGCAACUCGGAGAGCGUGGAGCAGGACGUGAUGCACGGGUACAGCAUGGCCUUCGGCGGCGGCGGGUUCGCGAUCAGCCACCCCCUGGCGGCCGAAUUGGCCGACAUACUCGACCGCUGUCUCGACAGGUACUCUCAUUUCUACGGCUCCGAUCAGAGGGUUUGGGCGUGCGUCCGCGAGGUCGGCGUGCCUCUCACCGUCGAGCGGGGAUUCCACCAGAUUGACAUUAGAGGAGACCCGUAUGGCAUUUUAUCGGCACACCCGGUGGCGCCCCUGGUGUCGCUCCAUCACCUGGACGAUGUGGACCCGAUAUUCCCGCACCGGACCCAGAUCGACGCGCUGAAGGCCUUGAUGGACCCGUACCGGAUCGAUCCGGCCCGGAUUCUCCAGCAGAGCUUUUGCUACGACCCGAACCAGAAGUGGUCGAUAUCUAUCUCAUGGGGUUACACAAUCCAGAUUUAUCCGUCGCUUGUUACGGCGAACGUGUUGGAAACGCCGUUCCAGAUGUUCAAGACUUGGAGGACAUGGGGCAACGAGCCGUUCACGUUCAAUACCCGCCCCGAGAGCUCUGACCCGUGCCGCCAGCCGGUUAUCUAUUUCGUAGAUACGGUUCGGGAGGCGGGUUGGACGGGGUCUUUGACCACUUACAAGAGAUCCGAUUCGAAAGCAAGCAGAGGCUGUGCGAAAGCAGAUUACGCUCGUGUGUUGGCAGUGGAGAGCAUCACAGUCUCGUCCAUGAAGAUGGGCCCAGACUAUUGGAACAAGGCGCCGCGGAGGCAGUGUUGCGAAAUCAUGGAUCGGGGAAGCAUAAGGAGCAGGAGCAUGCGCAUUCGGAUCAGAAAGUGUAGAGCACACAAGACGAGAGCAUCACCGUCCGACCCUUAGCAAACACGGAUCGAUCCUGUGUAACACAUAGAGAUUUGAGUCGGAGCUUCUUAGAGAGAUGUCGAGAGCGUGAUGAGACGAUGUGCGCAAAACUCGUUAGGACACCAAUUUCUCGGACUGGUACCGGAGCAAAACUGACGCGGAGCUCUAUCUUCUUGGCUGAAAAAUUACGUCCUACAAUGAGAGACAAACUUCCGGGUUGAUUGUGUGAUGCUUACUUAGGAGUAUUGACAAUGUUUUCUAUCGCGACCGGUUCGUCGUUUGGAGUUUCAGUUCGGCCAAUGCCAGAUCCUUUUCAUCGCCGAUGGUACCUUCUGCUGAAUUCUCCAUAAACACAGAAGUAGGACGAUCCCUUGCAGACCGCGUACGCUUUCUUUUUACUAAUUAAAUAGGCAAGAAGUUGAUUAAUUUCUCGUUCA
Molecule: messenger RNA, 2233 nt
Organism: Rhodamnia argentea
Lineage: Eukaryota; Viridiplantae; Streptophyta; Magnoliopsida; Myrtales; Myrtaceae
Exons: 4
Coding region: 306-1814 (502 amino acids)
Molecular function (GO): acetylglucosaminyltransferase activity
Source: RefSeq, a predicted model, not a curated record